GUUCAGUCUUCGACAUAUGCUGUUUCUGACAGGUGAGCGAAGAGCUCAGGACACACCCCCUCGCUCACUGGGCGAGAUCCCUCCAUCAGAGUGAGGAUCAGAAGGAGCUGAGCUCAGCUGGAAGCUUCACCUGCAAACAUGGACACAAGUCUUCAGACCAGAGGAGAGACGCUCACAGGUGUGGACAGAGAGGAGGAAGCUCCUCCCUCUAAAGCCCCUCUGGGUGAGGACCAUGGCAGCCAGACCAGAGCUCAGAGAUCAGAGACACUCACAUCAGAAGCUGCUGGACGAGGACACGGACCUGGACCUGCUCCCAGCUGUGAGUCUCUGAAGAGUAAUCUGUCAAUGGGAAGAUAUAUUGACUUCAGAGGAGGACAGGACCAUCAGAAGAGGAGCAGGUUUAAACAGGAGAAACCAGAAGAGUCUGAACUCAGCUGUGUGUCUCUGAAGAGUGAUGCGUCGAUGGAUCUUCUUAUUGAUUUCAAAGGUGGACAAGAGCCUUCAGGAGAAAGAGAGGAUCAGCAGGUUUCAGAUGUUCUCAGUCUCCAGUGUGUCCAGCAGCAUCAGACAGAUCUGGACUCCACACUUCAGCUGCUUGAGGAGACUGUCAUGACCCUGGUGAAGAAGGAAGUGAGGAGAGUCCAAAGGUUCCUCAGUCCAGAUGAUCCCAAAUACCAGGAUGAUGAGGAAGAGGUGAAGGUGAAGUGUGAUGAGGAGCAGAUGAGGAGCAGCAGAGAAGCUUUCCUGGACUUCAUCAUGAACCUCCUGAGGAGCAUGGAGGAGGAGGAGCUUGCUUGUCGUGUGUGGAGCAGAAGUCGUGCUGGAGCGUGUGGAGGACGACUGAAGAGGAGCCUGCAGAAGAAGUUCCACAGUGUGUUUGAGGGGGUGGCUAAAGCAGGAAACUCCGCCCCUCUGAAUCAGAUCUACACAGAGCUCUACAUCACUGAGGGGGGCACAGACCAGGUGAACCAGGAGCACGAGGUCCGACAGAUCGAAGCAGCAACCAGGAACCAGACCAGAGCAGAAACUACCAUCAGACAAGAAGACCUCUUUAAAGCCUCACCUGAGAGAGAGGGACCAAUCAGGAGCCUGCUGACGAAGGGCGUGGCUGGCAUUGGGAAGACCCUCCUGACACAGAAGCUGACUCUGGACUGGGCUGAAGACAAAGCCCACCAGAACUUCCAGCUCAUGUUUCCUUUCACCUUCAGAGAGCUGAACCUGCUGAAAGACAAGAAGUUGAGUUUGGUGGAACUUGUUCAUCGCUUCUUUCCUGAAACCAAAGAAUCAGGACUCGGCAGCUUUGAAGGAGUCCAGGUUCUGUUCAUCUUGGACGGUCUGGACGAGUGUCGACUCCCUCUGGAGUUCAACAGUCGGGUCGUGACAGAAGCUACAGAGUCCACCUCAGUACACGUCCUGCUGACCAACCUCAUCAGGGGGAAGCUGCUUCCCUCAGCUCACCUCUGGAUAACCACACGACCUGCAGCAGCCAAUCAGAUCCCUCCUGAGUGUGUGGAUAUGGUGACAGAGGUCAGAGGGUUCACUGACCUCCAGAAGGAGGAGUACUUCAAGAAGAGGUUCAGAGAUGAGGAGCAGACCACCAUCAUCUCUCACAUCAGGAGCUCACGAAGCCUCUACAUCAUGUGUCACAUCCCCAUCUUCUGCUGGAUCACUGCCACAGUUCUGGAAGACAUGUUGAAGAGCAGAGAGACCAGAGAGCUGCCCAAGACCCUGACUGAGAUGUACAUCCACUUCCUGGUGGUUCAGGCCAAAGUCAAGAAGAUCAAGUACCAUGGAGGAGCUGGGACUGACACAGUUUGGGAUCCUGAGAGCAGGAAGAUGAUUGAGUCUCUGGGAAAACUGGCUUUUGAGCAGCUGCAGAGAGGGAACUUGAUCUUCCAUGAAUCAGACCUCACAGAGUGUGGCAUCGACAUCACAGCUGCUGCAGUUUACUCAGGAGUCUUCACACAGAUCUUCAGACAGGAGAGAGGAUUGUACCAGGACAAGGUCUUCUGCUUCAUCCACCUGAGUCUUCAGGAGUUUCUGGCUGCUCUUCAUGUCCAUCUGAAGUUCUUCAACUCUGGAGUCGACCUGCUUGAGUCACAACAAACGUCUCUACUGACAAGACUCUUUAGAAACAAAUGUGUUCCAGGACAUUUCUACCAGAGAGCAAUAAAUGAAGCUGUAGAAAGUCCAAAUGGACAUCUGGACUUGUGCCUGCGCUUCCUCCUGGGUCUUUCUCUGCAGAGCAGCCAGAGUCUCCUUCCAGGUUUGUUGCCAGAGGCAGGAAGUAGCUCCUGGACCCAUCAGGACACAGCAGAGCUCAUCAAGAAGAAGAUCAGUGAGAAAGUGUCUCCAGAGAGAAUCAUCAAUCUGUUCCACUGUCUGAGUGAAGUGAAGGACACUUCUCUCGUGGUGCAGGUCCAACAGCAGCUGAGAUCAGGGCAUCUCUCCACAGAUCAACUGUCUGCUGCUCAGUGGUCCACCCUGGCCUUCAUCUUACUGUCCUCAGAGGAAGAUCGGGAGGUGUUUGACCUGAAGAAAUACUCUGCUUCAGAGGAGGCUCUUGAGAGGCUGCUGCCUGUGGUCCAAGCUUCAAAGGAAGUUCUACUGAGAGACUGUCAGCUGUCAGAGAGAAGUGGUUCCCUUCUGUCCUCAGUCCUCAGCUCUCCGUCCUCUCGUCUGACACAACUGAACCUGAGCUACAACAAGCUGAAGGACCCAGGAGUGGAGCUGCUGUCUGCUGGACUGAAGAGUCCAAACUGUCACCUGGAGACUCUCAGCCUGAGCAGCUGUGGACUGUCAGAGAGAAGUGGUUCCCUUCUGUUCUCAGUCCUCAGCUCUCCGUCCUCUCGUCUGACACAACUGGACCUGAGCUACAACAUCCUGAAGGAUCCAGGAGUGAAGCUGCUGUCUGCUGGACUGAAGAGUCCACACUGUCACCUGGAGACUCUCAGCCUGAGCAGGUGUGGACUGUCAGAGAGAAGUGGUUCCCUUCUGUCCUCAGUCCUCAGCUCUCCGUCCUCUCGUCUGACACAACUGGACCUGAGCUACAACAUCCUGAAGGAUCCAGGAGUGGAGCUGCUGUCUGCUGGACUGAAGAGUCCACACUGUCACCUGGAGACUCUCAGUCUGUCAGGGUGUGGGAUCUCAGAGAGAGGCUGUGCUUCUCUGGCCUCAGCUCUGACCUGUAACCCCUCCCAUCUGAGAGAGCUGGACCUGAGCUUCAAUCAUCCAGGAGGACCAGGACUGGAGCUGCUGUCUGCUGGAGUGGAGAGUCCAGACUGGAGGCUGGAGACUCUCAGGCUAGAUCACUGUGGACCACAGAGGUUAACAUCUGGACUGAAGAGAUACUUCCGACCACUCUCACUGGACCCAGACACAGCUCACCAGCGCCUCCUACUGUCCAACAACAACCACAUGGUGGAGCUAGUGACGGAGGAUCAGGAGUAUCUGGACCAUCCCGACAGGUUUGAGCGGUGUCCUCAAGUGAUGAGCAGAGACGCUGUGACUGGUGUCUGUUACUGGGAGGUGGAGUGGAGAGGAAGAGUUUCUGUGGCCGUGACUCUCAGGAGAGACGGAGGGAAAGAAGACGAGUCUGAGUUUGGACAGAACCUUUAUUCCUGGAGUCUGAGCUGCUCUGAUGAUGCUGGAUAUAAAGUCUGUCACAAUAAGACAGAAACUGUCAUCGAGAGCUCAGAAGUCUCUCACAGAGUUGGAGUGUUGCUGAACGCACCUGCUGGACUUUUGAUCUUCUACAGAUUCUCCUCUGGAGUCUGGACCCUCCUCUACACCCUAUUCACCUCCACUGAACCUCUGCACCUGGGAUUUGGACUCAGAGAGGCUCCUGGUUCUGGUUCCUCAGUGUGUGUGUGUGACCUGAGUGUGUGAGUGUGUUCCUCCAACAAACUGGUGUUGCUGGUUCCAAUCCCCAUCCACACUGCUGACAGUGAGGAAUGAAGAAUCUUCCUCUGAAACAAACGUGUUCUUCUGCAGAAAAGAACAAAAGAAUGUGAGAUGUUUCAAGAAGAGAAACUUUGUCUUUCAUCGCUCUCUUCCUUUCUCCUGUAAACUUCUUCACGUCCUGCUCAGUGGUCUCUUCCUGUUCCAUCUAUCACUGUGUUCAGUCCCUGAAAGACUCCUCCAAGUCUCCAUCCUCAUGUGAAGAAGACUUCAGCACAUUCUCAAACCAGUCUGUCCUUCUUCUUCCCUGUGGACAGAUCACAUGACAACAAUCUUCAUCCAUGAACUCUUGAACUGUCAGUCGACCUUCAGUGAAGAGUUCAGAUAGAAUAGAAUAGGAUAGAAUAGCCUUUAUUGUCCUUGGACAGUGUACUCCCUUGGUGCAAACAAUGUAAAAAUAUAUCAAAACAAUCAAGCAUUCAGAGAACAACAAAUAGGAACUAAUAAAUAAUAUAUACACAAGUAGCAGCAGUGAAAGAGCGUAAUAACAGAAAGUGGCACUUAUCUGGAUGUAAACUUGAAUGAUUUGUUAUUGCACAUCGUUAUUUCUUUAUUGCACUAUGAUCAAUAUGGUCAGUAAUAAUGAAUUUUGUAGACUGUUUUAUUGUCACAACUUCUUCCGCUGACGUCACCGCCCAACCCACCUCGUCACAUCCACACCUGCCUCCAAUCUUCUGACGGUAUAAAGACCGGACCAACCUGCCAGUCCUCGCCUGUUUGUCAACCCUUCAUGGUUGGUCUUCGAGCGGGAUAUUUUGCUAUUUACCUCUGCCUGCACAUCGCAUCGUCAGAGUUACUUCAGUUUGUUCCUUCUGCCUCAAAGAUUCUGCCUGCCUGCACCUCCUGCACCCCUAUUCCACAGCCUGCACCUCCUGCACCAUCACCGCACUAGCCUGGAUGAAUUAAUUGCGCUGUCUAUCAGGGUUGACAACUGCCACCAUGAGCGGAGGAGACAAAGACAGCAGCAAACCACGCUGAACCCAGUCUCCGCCCAGCCUCGUCAAUCGCUCUCUCCGAUUGGUCACACCCCCAAGGAUGAAGGCACACCUGUUCUCUCGCCCAAUGACACUUCAGAGCCGAUGCAGUUGGGGCGUUAUCGCAUUGAUCCGUAGGAGCGGCGCCGUCGAAUUCAGUCCAACAGCUGUCUGUAUUGUGGGAGGAGCGGACACUUCUUAACCACGUGUCCUCACUGUCCGUGAAACGGGCAGGUUCGCUAGAAUCUGGGAGACCUUGGAUGCCCAUUGCUUCUCAAACAUAACCCCCACAUUGACUGGAGAAUGGAGAAAAUCAUAAGUUGGAGUCUAAACUGUCAUAAAGUUUGUCUUCUCUCCGCUUUACCUCCCACUGUUGGUCCUCCUUGUACCAGUGACAGCACUGAUCUGUCUCUCAUUCCAGUAGAGUACCAAGCUUUGAGAGCUGCGUUCAACAAGGAGAAAGCCACGUCAUUACCACCUCAUCGACCUUAUGAUUGUGCUCCAGAGGCCAAAUUAUUGUCUGUGAGAAACACAUGAACUGAACAUGUGUCCAGCUCUAUGGCUGUUUUUCAUCUUUGUGAAAGAGUCUAAAUUAUUGUAGCAGCUGUGGUCCAUUCUCUUUCAUGCAUGUCGACUAUUUUAUGACCAAACAUGAUUCACAACAUCUUGUACUGGAAUGAUCUGUUGCACAUUUAUGCACUUCUACUCAGUAAAUGUGCAACAUCUUAUUCCAGAGUAAACUAUGCCAUGUUUGACUCUCCCAUCUUCAUUCUUUCAGCAGUCUCCCUGCCUUUGGUCCGUUCCUUAUAUAGCACUUCAAUACAAAGCUGCACACCUGCCUGGUGUAAAACUAACAUGCUAUGGAAAACCUCAAGCAAAGAACACCUCAAAGAGCAGCUUCAGGCAUCAGAGCAACUUGAAAUGUCUCACCUCUUUAAUGUGUUUCUAAGCAAAUGGUGGUGGUCAAAGUAAUCGUCCAAAUGUUGCAUGUUUCUCCUUGGCCUUGACUGUAACCAGGAUUUAUGAUAAGUCGUAAUAUAAAGACAGUGGAUGGUACUGCGUGAUGUUUUUCUCUAUAUAUUGAAGUGCUCCAGUGUGAUUUUGCAUUUUGUGUCUGCAGGUAUGUGCAUUUGUGGAUGUAGGAUGAGUAACUCACACACAUACCACAUAGCUGCACCACUGGAGGCUGUUCACACACCUGUCUUAGAGUUGAAGUGUACUAGGUAUGUAUAUACUUUUAAACAAAUCAAUGUGAAUGCCGAGCCACAGGAGGGGCUCUGGAACUGGUAAAUCUAUUGACAGAAACUGCCUUCGUAGCAGUUUGCUGGAGCAUCAGGAUCUUGUCUCACAAGAAGGCCCUUGUCACCUGGAACCCACUGGUGAUGAGGACAGACAGAUUCAAAUAUCCAUCAUUGUCAACAGACCUGCAGAUCACUGUCAAAUGUUUCGUGGUACAUACAAACCUCCAAAGAUUGUCACAUUCAAUAUGAAAAUGGGGAACAAAGCAGACCUCAGUGUGUCAUUACAAUGUGUGAGCUUACAAACAAAUGUCUUUGAAUAUUGUGCGAUGCCAUAGGUUUAUAUGACAUGAAAAGUAGUGUUCACAACUUCAAAUUAACAUUUCAUUUUUGAACUAGAACUCAAGCUUACAUUUCAUGGGAUUUUGCAAUUGCUUUGCACUUAUUACGAUUGUCAUAUAUUGUCAUUAUAUCUGCAAAUUACUUUGCGACUGAAGAACGUGAAACAUCCGAUUGGUGUCGAACUCUAGAGCCAAUCAGGUGGCACUCCUGUCCAUCCCAGCAUGCACUGAGAGCCAGCUGGAAGUCAGGCUGCUGCAGUGGUUCAGAAGCAACUGAGGGGCGCUUGGAUCCCGCCCCUUGUGCUCGGGGCUCAGUGCGAUUCUGGACACCCCAACGUCCCACAAUGCAUUGUUUAUUUUAUUUAUUUUAUUUUAGUCUAGUUUAGUUUAGUUUAUUAUUUAUUUUUUCACAGCACUUUAUUCCAAAGCACUUUCCUAGUUGGUAAGGUCCCCACUGACCAUAAUAAGCAAUAAAUUUGAUUCUGAUUCUAAAGGUUUAUACAGUAUGAUACCUGGAAAUUGAUCUGUCACAAUGCUCAUGUGCUCCCAGAAAAAUAAAAAUUCUGUACAGAAAAUGCGCAAAG
Synchiropus splendidus (mandarinfish) is the source of this 7097-nucleotide messenger RNA. Its product is annotated as NACHT, LRR and PYD domains-containing protein 12-like. The coding region runs from base 139 to 3888 and encodes 1249 amino acids. The record is from RefSeq and is a predicted model, not a curated record. Gene Ontology annotation, molecular function: protein binding. The transcript is spliced from 14 exons. Lineage: Eukaryota; Metazoa; Chordata; Actinopteri; Syngnathiformes; Callionymidae.